Messenger RNA from Synchiropus splendidus (mandarinfish), 1842 nucleotides. Its product is annotated as retinol dehydrogenase 7-like. Gene Ontology annotation, molecular function: oxidoreductase activity. The record is from RefSeq and is a predicted model, not a curated record. The transcript has 6 exons. Lineage: Eukaryota; Metazoa; Chordata; Actinopteri; Syngnathiformes; Callionymidae. The coding region runs from base 132 to 1253 and encodes 373 amino acids.
CGUGUGUGUGUUUGUUCCACUGCAACGUACACGAUCGUGUCAGUCCGUCCGGAGACAACCAACGCCGCUGCACCACACUAGUGUGGAGAGAAAGACUUGCUUACUCUUUUCUCACAUUAGAACACAACUACAUGUUCAGAAAGGCCCUUCUGUUACCUCCGGUCGUUGGACUCCAGCCUUCAGUGGGCGUGUGGUUCUUGAAGACCAGCCCCUUUUGGAGUUUCAUUAACUCCACAGACCAGUCAAGCUCUGCAUCUGCCGGUUGUGCCACCCAGCAGAGCCUCCACUCAGCAGCCAUGUUCCUCUACCUUCUGGGACUCGGGGCGUUCUACUACGUGUACCGCUGGGUCAGGGAGCUGCCGAGGGUCUCGGACAAGAACAACAAGUAUGUCUACAUCACGGGCUGCGACACCGGUUUUGGAAACCUCCUGGCGCGACAUUUGGACAAGGAGGGUUUCCGAGUGAUCGCGUCGUGCUACACCGAGGCGGGUGAGGAGGAGCUGAGGAAGGCCUGCUCCAGCAGCCUGACCACCACCCACUUGGACGUUCGCUCCAACGAGAGCGUGCACAAAGUGGCGGCCAUGAUCAAGGAGAAAGUCGGGGAGCGCGGUCUGUGGGCUGUGGUGAACAACGCCGGCGUGGCGGUGCCCUCCGCCCCCUGUGAUUGGCUGACCAUCGAAGACUACAAGUCCAUGCUGGAUGUGAACUUGAACGGCGUGAUCGCCGUGACCCUGAGUGUCCUGCCUCUCAUCAAGAAAGCCAGAGGACGGGUGGUGAACAUGGCGAGUGUUUUUGGGAGGAUCAGUGUGGUCGGAGGUCCGUACAGUGUCUCCAAAUACGGCGUGGAAGCGUUCAACGACAGCCUCAGGUUAAAUAUGAAAGCUUUUGGGGUCAAAGUUCUGUGCAUUGAGCCUGGAUUCUUCAAGACCAAUGUGACGAAUGCUGAUAUUUUGGGGAGGAACGUCAAGAUGCUGUGGGGGAAGCUGCCCCAAGAGGUCAGGGACGACUAUGGGCCUGAAUAUCUCCAAAAGUCUCUGGACAUUCUGACAGGCAAAGUCUCCAAGAUCAGCGAUGGAGAGCUGAUGAAAGUGGUCAGAUGCAUGGAGCACGCUGUGUCAGCUGUCCGGCCUCGUACCCGCUACUCUCCAGGAUGGGACGCCAAAUUUUUCUGGCUCCCGCUAUCCUACAUGCCAUCAUGUGUCACAGAUUACCUUAUGGGUUUAGAAAACAUUCCCAUCGCAAAGAAGUUGUAACGUGCAUUUACAUUUUUUUGUAUUGACGGCAGAAUGCAGAUUUAAAACGUGAACUUUAAAGUGAGCACUGUUAUUUAUUCUUAGCAGAAAUGUCAAGACUGCAAUGCUGAUAUAACAGUGCACCUUUUGCGGAAAAAAAAAAUUGCAAAAACUAACCAUCUGAUCAAGUGUAUUAUUUACAACCACAUUCAAGUAAGAAGUACUUACUGGAACACUACUGUAUAUAGACAAGUUUAGCCUUAAAAACAGACUAUGACAUUACAUGAACAUCUACAAAGUUGUAACCAUCAUUUGUCUCAAGUUCAAUCUAGUUUCAGGUCCAAGACCUAACAAAGGCAGAGCAAUAAGACACCGACUACUUGCAAAAUCUUGUCUGGAUAAAACAGCAAAUACUGAUGCUAAAGGACAACGCAGUGCUUCAAAGAAAAGACACCAAGACAUGGGCCACUGUUUUAUUUCAUUUUGUAACUCAAUUACUCAAGCGCACCAUCUAGCGGUAGAAGCGAGAACAGUCUUUCAGAGUGCCUUCGACAUUGACAACUGCAAUGAACUGAAACAUACAGUUGACCAGCGGUUUUGUGUAAAGACA